Molecule: messenger RNA, 2394 nt
Organism: Drosophila bipectinata
Lineage: Eukaryota; Metazoa; Arthropoda; Insecta; Diptera; Drosophilidae
Product: alpha-(1,6)-fucosyltransferase
Biological process (GO): protein N-linked glycosylation
Cellular component (GO): Golgi cisterna membrane
Molecular function (GO): glycoprotein 6-alpha-L-fucosyltransferase activity; protein binding
Source: RefSeq, a predicted model, not a curated record
CUGUCACAUCACUAGGCCUGACAGCACUGCCUAAAAGAAAACACUGGGACACAGGAACAACAAAUACAAGCGCUGACGAUUUCGCACCAAUUUGUUAGUGCCACGACUGCCGAUCAGGCUAAUCCCAUCGUCACACCGGUGCAGCCUCCUUAAUGACGACGAUGUUAACGAUCCGUAUUGGCAGCUGGUCAGUGGAUCGAAGCUAAGGGACUAUGCAACGGACAGCGUGCGGUGGCUGCAGCAGUGACUCCCCUAAGCAUAUACUAAUCCAAGGAUAGUGUCCAACUCAACAAGGACCCUCUCAACAUCCAGCCAUGCUGCUGGUACGGCAGCUGUUCGGUGCUUCGCCCAAUUCAUGGGCCAGCGCCCUUAAACUUUUCGUCCUUGCCUGGGUGGCACUGGUGUACGUGUUCGUGGUAAAACUGACGAACACCCAGGGACAGCAGGCGGCCGGCGAGAGCGAGCUAAAUGCCCGAAAGAUCAACCAGGCGCUGCAAAUGCUGGAGCACACACGCCAGCGCAACGAGGAGCUCAAGCAGCUCAUCGACGAGCUGAUGAGCGAUCAACUGGACAAACAGAGUGCCCUAAAGCUCGUCCAGCGGCUAGAAAAUGAUGCCCAAAACACAAAGAACUCGGCGGACGGAAUCGGACCCGAACCGGAGGCAUUGUUUGAGUCGGCGCCCGCGGAUUUGCGAGGGUGGAACAACGUGGCCGAGGCGGCGCCCAACGAUAUUGUGGACGUGGGGGAGCAUGGCGAGAUAGAGCCGAGUCUAGAGUACGAGUUCACCCGCCGUCGCAUCCAGACGAAUAUCGGCGAGAUCUGGAACUUUUUUAGCAGCGAGCUAGGCAAGGUACGCAAGGCGGUGGCCGCCGGGCACAGUAACUCUGAUCUGGAGGAGACCAUCAACCAGGUGCUGUUGCAGGGCGCCGAGCACAAACGGUCGCUCCUGAGCGACAUGGACCGCUUGCGGCGGUCGGAUGGCUAUGAGGCUUGGCGCCACAGAGAGGCCAAAGAGCUCAGCGACCUGGUGCAGCGCCGGUUGCACCAUCUGCAGAAUCCGAAGGACUGCCAAAAUGCCCGCAAGCUGGUCUGCAAGCUAAACAAGGGCUGUGGCUAUGGAUGUCAACUGCAUCACGUAGUCUACUGCUUUAUCGUGGCCUACGCCACUGAAAGGACGCUGAUUCUGAAAUCCCGCGGCUGGCGCUACCACAAAGGCGGCUGGGAGGAAGUUUUCCAGCCGGUCUCCAAUAGCUGUCAUGAUGCGGGCACCGCCAACACGUACAACUGGCCCGGCAAGCCGAACACCCAGGUGCUGGUCCUGCCUAUUAUUGACUCGCUAAUGCCGCGACCCCCGUACCUGCCGCUCGCCGUGCCCGAAGACUUGGCACCGCGUCUGAAGCGCUUACACGGCGACCCAAUUGUCUGGUGGGUCGGCCAGUUCCUCAAAUAUCUGCUCCGUCCGCAGACAACGACGCGGGACUUUCUUACCUCCGGGAUGCGAAACUUGGGAUGGGAACGUCCCAUUGUCGGCGUUCAUGUGCGUCGCACGGACAAGGUUGGCACUGAGGCGGCUUGCCACAGCGUCGAUGAAUAUAUGACCCAUGUGGAGGAUUACUAUCGCACACUGGAGGUGAACGGAACGAGCGUCACGCGUCGCAUCUUUCUCGCCUCGGACGAUGCCCUGGUGAUUGAGGAGGCGCGACGGAAGUAUCCGGAGUACCAGAUCAUUGGCGAUCCAGAGGUGGCACGCAUGGCAUCUGUUUCCACGCGCUACACGGACACAUCGCUGAACGGUAUCAUCCUGGACAUACACCUGCUCUCGAUGUCCGACCACUUGGUGUGCACCUUCUCGUCGCAGGUUUGCCGCGUCGCCUACGAGAUCAUGCAAACGAUGUACCCGGAUGCGGCAAACCGCUUCAAGUCGCUGGACGACAUAUACUACUACGGAGGUCAGAACGCGCACAAUCGCCGCGUCGUCAUCGCCCACAAGCCCCGUUCGCACGAGGAUCUGCAGCUGCGCGUCGGCGACCUUGUUUCCGUGGCCGGAAAUCAUUGGGACGGCAAUUCCAAAGGGAAGAACACGCGCACUAAUCAAGUCGGUCUGUUCCCAUCCUUUAAAGUGGAGGAGAAAGUGGACACCGCCAAGUUACCGCUCUAUCCUGGCGUUUAGUUCGAUAUAUAUAUAUUUAUAUAGAAUGAAAAAGAACCCAGUUGGUCGGUUAGCCCGCCAUGUUGUUGAUUGAAUCUGUGAAUCUAUGAAUCUCUUUAGCCGCAUUCCACCCGGUAUCCUACGCCGCCCGGUGCCCUUCGGUUCAGCAUUUCCAGAAUCUCAACCAGAUAUAUCUCUAGCUCUAUAAUAUGUCUCGAAUAAUUAUCGUAUGUUCCGUUCUUUU